Messenger RNA from Spea bombifrons (plains spadefoot toad), 2702 nucleotides. It is a transcript of the gene DGCR8, whose product is annotated as DGCR8 microprocessor complex subunit. The record is from RefSeq and is a predicted model, not a curated record. Lineage: Eukaryota; Metazoa; Chordata; Amphibia; Anura; Pelobatidae. Gene Ontology annotation, molecular function: double-stranded RNA binding; primary miRNA binding; identical protein binding. The transcript is spliced from 14 exons. Gene Ontology annotation, cellular component: microprocessor complex. The coding region runs from base 363 to 2654 and encodes 763 amino acids. Gene Ontology annotation, biological process: primary miRNA processing.
GAGCCGGCAACUGAGUGCAAUAUGGCGGUGGUUGCCUAUCAGUUGUGGGUGUUGUGAGAUAAGGCCCGGGUCCUGCCUCCGAGAGAUAGAAGACGCCUUGACAAGCGACGAUGCCUGAUGCCUAGUUCUUGCUCUCCUUAAGCUGAAUACAUUGUGAUUUCCAGUAAUAGAGACAGUAUUUCUGAAGGCUGUCUACAUUAAUGAAAAGAGCAAUGUAGUCAGCUUAAAUGAAUCAUCCGCAUUGCCUAUUGACUGAGAAAUGGUACAUUUGAAUUGCUGGACAGUUGCAUGUUAGGUCUAUAUAUAAUAUAAACUUGUUAAGUUAUUUUGUUUAAAUUAAUUGUUAUCAAUUAGUGAUAAGUAUGGAGGAGUGUGGCAAUGUAGAGCUUCCCCCAGAAGAAAAUGGAAACCCAGACAUGGAAUUGGCGUCUGUUUGUCCCCCACCUCUUCCACCAUAUGAAGAGCCUCCACCACCUCCCCUGCAAACGUCCAGUGACGCAGAGGUAAUGGACGUUGGCUCCGGUGGUGAUGGACAGUUAAAAACCCCAGCUGAGGACCUCCAACAGAACCACGAUGAACAACUUCUCACUAAAGGGUCUUCUCCAUACACAAGUUGUCUUUCAGUUGUAGAUCCUGAUCUAAGUGACCAAAGUUCCAGAACUGCUCGCAAUGCACCAGCAAUUAAGAGGUUUACCCCCAGUCUUAAGUUCCUUAAAGAUGUUAAGAUUAGUGUAAGCUUUACAGAGAGUUGCAAAAGCCAAGACAGACGGGUUCUGUACACAGGAGCAGAGUCAAAAGAUGAGGUAGAAUUAGAUAUCAGUAAGACAAAUGUCAAUGGAGACUUGCAUGUUUGUCCUUUUGCUGGUACUAGCAAUGGUAAAAUAGUGGGUACAAUUGAAAAUGCAAACAAACAAAACAUUGAGGCUGAACCAGAGCUGGAGAAGAAAGUGGAAUAUGCUGUUCUGGACGAAGUGGAAGAUUUCACUGAAAAUGUGAUGGAUGUUGAUGAAGAAGGAGUAGAUUUUGCAUCUGAGGCUAUUCUCCAGCGAGAUACAGCUGAUGAAGAUGGCCUGAUGUUCAGUUAUGAGGAUGAUUUUGAUAACGAUGUGGAUGCACUUUUGGAAGAGAGUCUACACACUUCCAAGAAAAGAAGGCUGGAUGAUGAAAAAUAUGAAGUGGAAAGCGAUCACCAAUCAGAUGGAGAGACAACAGUCCAGCCCAUGGUGACCAAAAUAAAAACUGUUCUGAAAAGUCGUGGUCGUCCACCCACUGAGCCGUUACCUGAUGGAUGGAUCAUGACGUUCCAUAACUCCGGCAUACCUGUGUACUUACAUCGCGAAACCAGAGUAGUCACCUGGUCCAGGCCUUACUUUUUAGGAACUGGAAGCAUAAGGAAACACGAUCCUCCGAUUAGUGGCAUUCCCUGUUUGCAUUACAAAAGAAUGCAGGAAAAUGAAGAAAAAGAGAGGAUUAAUGACACCCUGGGCCCGUUAUUGGAAUCUCCUGAAAAGACUUCAGAGUUAGACCGCCAGUCUGAAGACCUAGAGUCUUUUGCAGCUGAAUCCACAGGGGAGAUAACACAAGGCGCACUGGGACAGGUCAGGGCCAAAGUAGAAGUAUGCAAGGAUGAAUCCAUAGAUUUAGAAAACUUCCGACGCUAUUUGGAAAAGCGAUUUGACUUUGAGCAGGUCACCGUUAAAAAGUUCAGGACCUGGGCAGAAAGAAGGCAGUUUAACCGUGAAGUGAAACGCAAGCAGGCUGAAUGCGAAAGGCCAAUUUUGCCAGCAAACCAGAAACUUAUCACUUUGUCUGUGCAAGAUGCCCCUACAAAGAAAGAGUUUAUUAUUAAUCCUAAUGGGAAAUCUGAAGUUUGCAUCCUUCAUGAAUAUAUGCAACGAAUCUUGAAAGUUCGCCCUGUUUACAACUUUUUUGAAUGUGAGAACCCAAGUGAACCUUUUGGAACCUCUGUAAUAAUUGAUGGAGUGGCCUAUGGCACAGGGACUGCAAGCAGCAAAAAAUUGGCAAAGAAUAAAGCUGCCCGUGCUACACUGGAAAUCCUCAUUCCUGACUUUGUAAAGCAGACUGCAGAAGAGAAGGCCAAAGACAGUGAUGAGCUUGAGUAUUUCAACCAUGUCAGUAUUGAGGACUCUCGAGUUUAUGAGCUGACUAAUAAAGCUGGACUGUUGUCUCCAUAUCAAAUCCUCCACGAGUGCCUUAAAAGAAAUCAUGGAAUGGGGGACACAUCAAUCAAAUUUGAAGUGAUCCCUGGCAAGAACCAGAAAAGUGAAUAUGUAAUGACUUGUGGGAAGCACACUGUGCGAGGCUGGUGCAAAAACAAGAGGGUUGGGAAACAGCUGGCAUCUCAGAAAAUCCUUCAAUUACUUCACCCGCAUGUGAAAAACUGGGGUUCCCUGCUAAGAAUGUAUGGAAGGGAGAGCAGCAAGAUGGUGAAACAGGAAACGUCAGAUAAAAGUGUGAUAGAACUUCAGCAGUAUGCCAAAAAGAACAAGCCAAACCUCCAUAUCUUAAACAAGCUGCAGGAAGAGAUGAAGCGGCUGGCUCAGGAGAGGGAGGAAACUCGAAAGAAACCCAAGAUGACGAUUGUUGAAUCUGCCCAGCCUGGAAGCGAACCCUUGUGCACUGUUGAUGUGUGACCUUGACAUGUACAGGAGCAAUAAGGAACCCUGGAGACUACUUAAACU